UACUCGUAUUUACUUGUAUCGGAACAUUCCUAAUAACAUUUGUUAUCCGAUUAAUAGCGGUUGAUAGCUCGGAAAAAAGAGAUAAAAUGUCGGAAAAUAAGAAAAUUGAUCUAUCUGGUGAUGGUGGUGUGCUGAAAGAAAUAAUUAAGGAUGGACAAGGCGACGAGCAUCCGUUGAAUGGUUGUAAGGUUUCCUUACACUAUACGGGAAGAUUAGUCGAUGGAACCGUGUUUGAUUCGAGCGUGGAACGUGAACCGUUUGAGUUUGAUUUGGGAAAAGGACAUGUCAUCAAGGCCUUUGAUAUGGGCGUGGCUACAAUGAAAUUAAAUGAGAAAUGCUUUCUCACAUGUGCUCCUGAAUAUGCUUACGGUGUAGCUGGAAGCCCACCUAGUAUUCCUCCCAACUCAACACUAAUAUUUGAGUUGGAAAUGCUUGGAUGGCAUGGUGAAGAUGUCAGCCCUAAUAAAGAUGGUAGCAUCGAGAGAUACAUUAUCGAAAGUAGUGAUAAAAAGCGGUCGCCUGGUGAAGGAGCUCUGGUUAAAGUUCACCUAACUGGCAAGUAUAAUGGAAAUACUUUUGAAGAUCGCGAUGUGGAGUUUGAUUACGGCGAAGGAUGUGAUUGUGAGGUUAUCGAAGGUGUUGAAAUUGCACUCGAAAAAAUGACGGUGGGCGAAACAUCAAGAUUAAAAAUCCAUGGAAAGUAUGCCUUUGGAAUCAAAGGAAAUGAUCAUUUUAACAUUCCUCCAAAUUCCACCGUCGAAUACAUAGUCAAGCUGAUUGAUUGUGAAAAGGUAUAUAUGUAUAUACAUAUACAUACAGUCAAUCAAUAAAGUUUAGGUACAGCGAUUUUUUUGCAAU
Rhagoletis pomonella (apple maggot) is the source of this 858-nucleotide messenger RNA. Its product is annotated as FK506-binding protein 59-like. Bases 87 to 830 code for a protein of 247 amino acids. NCBI's taxonomy places the organism in Eukaryota, Metazoa, Arthropoda, Insecta, Diptera, Tephritidae. The transcript is spliced from 5 exons. The record is from RefSeq and is a predicted model, not a curated record. Gene Ontology annotation, molecular function: peptidyl-prolyl cis-trans isomerase activity.